AUGCCUCCCCGCAAGCCCCGUUGCAACUUCUCUGAGUGCAAGGAGGCCGCUCAACGAAUCGUCGGUGACUGCAGUUUCUGCAACUCCCACUUCUGCUCCAAGCACCGCAUGCUCGAAGCCCACUCCUGCACCGGCCUAGAAGACUGCAAGAAGGAGUCACAUGCCCGGAAUGCCGAUAAGCUGAACAGCGAGCGGACCUUAGUCGUGAAGGCCUGA
This is a messenger RNA of Penicillium soppii, 216 nucleotides long. RefSeq names its product Nuclear protein. The record is from RefSeq and is a predicted model, not a curated record. Lineage: Eukaryota; Fungi; Ascomycota; Eurotiomycetes; Eurotiales; Aspergillaceae. Gene Ontology annotation, molecular function: zinc ion binding. The transcript has a single exon. Bases 1 to 216 code for a protein of 71 amino acids.